GAUGACAACACUGGAUCAGCAGCUUUUGUUCUGCUGGGUAGGGCCGCUGACCUUCUUGUGGGCUUGACUGCUAACGAUCUCUCUACUAGGUUUCCUUACCAGCGCAAUGUUCUUCCACAAGAACUUCUGGCUCUUGAAGGACGAGACUUUACUUUUGACGUCCAGCUUCCAAAACCGGAAUAUGGGGCUCGUGGCCCGCCAGAGUUCACGGUCCUUGCUGUCAAUGAGCAAGAACAGCCAAAUUCCUGCUCACCAACUCUUAGUCGCCGGUCAAGAAAUGCUAUGCCCCAUACACCACCUCCUAACAGUCCUCACUUGAUGCCUCUUACGUCUCCAUAUGUUGUUCCAACAAUUCAGACCGCUUCGGUAGACCAUGGUUCUUCUAUUGCUUCACCAAGUGGGAGUUCUCAGCUUGCAUUUUCUACUCCUCCACGUCGCCCCUACAAC
This is a messenger RNA of Linum tenue, 447 nucleotides long. NCBI's taxonomy places the organism in Eukaryota, Viridiplantae, Streptophyta, Magnoliopsida, Malpighiales, Linaceae. The record is from the annotation of a GenBank genome assembly.